UGCAUUGUGGUCUGACACCUCCCGCUUGGCUCACACUCUGCAAAAUGGCGACGUCUCUAGGAUCCAACACCUACAAUAGACAGAACUGGGAAGACGCGGAUUUUCCAAUUCUGUGUCAAACAUGUUUAGGAGAAAACCCAUAUAUCCGCAUGACCAAGGAGAAGUAUGGGAAAGAGUGCAAGAUUUGUGCUCGUCCAUUCACUGUGUUCCGAUGGUGCCCGGGGACACGGAUGCGUUUUAAGAAGACUGAGGUCUGUCAGACCUGCAGUAAAAUGAAGAAUGUUUGUCAAACAUGUCUGCUGGACCUCGAGUUUGGUUUGCCUAUUCAGGUCAGAGACACCGGGCUGUCAGUUAAAGACGAGGUUCCUAAGUCGGAUGUUAACAAAGAGUACUACACACAGAACAUGGAGAGAGAGAUAGCCAAUUCUGAUGGCACACGGCCAGUGGGCCAGCUGGGUAAAGCGCCCAGCUCUAGUGACAUGUUGCUGAAACUGGCCAGGACCACGCCAUACUACAAGAGGAACAGACCACACAUCUGCUCCUUCUGGGUGAAAGGAGAGUGUAAGAGAGGGGAGGAAUGUCCCUACAGACACGAGAAGCCCACCGAUCCUGAUGAUCCUCUGGCCGACCAGAACAUCAAGGACCGUUACUACGGCAUUAAUGACCCUGUGGCUGACAAGCUGCUGAAACGGGCCUCAACUAUGCCGCGUCUUGACCCACCAGACGACAAGUCCAUCUCCACCCUCUACAUCGGAGGAUUGGGAGACACUGUCACUGAUGGAGAUCUCAAGAGUCACUUCUACCAGUUUGGAGAGAUCCGCACCAUCACCAUAGUCCAGAGGCAGCAGUGUGCCUUCAUCCAGUUUGCCACUCGGCAGUCAGCUGAAAUGGCUGCUGAGAAGUCCUUCAACAAACUCAUCAUUAAUGGACGGAGGCUCACUGUCAAGUGGGGAAGGUCUCAGGCAGCAAGAGGGAAGGAGGGUGUCAAAGAAGGUGUCAGUGAGAUGGGCACCAGACUUGAUCCUGUACCUGGACUGCCUGGAGCUCUUCCUCCACCUCCAGCUUUAGACGAAGAAGCUCCUGCUAACUACUUCAACCUGGACCCUAGCAGCUCUCCUGCGGUCAUGAACAUCGCUCUGCCCCCCCCUCCAGGCAUCAACCCGCCUCCUCCAGGUUUUGGCCCUCCAAUGUUUCACCCCAUGGGUCACAUGGCUCCACCUAUGCCCCCUCCAAUGAGCAUGAGACCUCCUGGUCAAAUCCACUACCCCUCCCAGGAUCCUCAGCGCAUGGGAGCCCACGCUGCACAUGGCGCACGUCAAGGCGAAUAGCCCCCCGAGUGACCCCGUACUGCCAUUCUGUUCCCUACUUCAAACCUGGUCAGGUGCUUUCACUUCAGAUGCUGUCAGCGGGCCUGAAUCCUGCAGACUACUUCUGGCAGGAAACCUCGUCAUGUCUUACCGGAUAACAUCAGAUUUAUUAGGCCACCUGCAGUGAAGUGAAUGAACUGAACAAGCACCAUCUGUGUCUAGAGAGAAGACAGCCAGGAUAUUCCAAGAUGACUUUGUCUCUUCUCACAGUUAAUAAGUACUCGAGCGGCAUCAGCAGACUUCAUACACCGGCCCCUGUGAUCAGGGCCAGGGUUUACACAGGCUCCUGUGUUGGAGCUGUUGUAUAUAUUAAAAUGUAUACUUCUGUUUAAUUAGUUUUUGUCACAUCUUGCAACAUGGAGUAGGAUUCUGAGGAGCAUUUUUAAAGCUGUUAAUUUUCAGUAAUUCUUUUUUUAUUUGACACAAUCUUAAUAUUCCACAGCAUAUUGACUUUGUUUAUUGUAAGGCUUUCUUUUCAAUGUUGUUUUCACUUGUCAUUAAAAUGAGGCCAUUUUGACAUUGA
Trematomus bernacchii (emerald rockcod) is the source of this 1890-nucleotide messenger RNA. RefSeq names its product RNA binding motif protein 22 (gene rbm22). Gene Ontology annotation, cellular component: U2-type catalytic step 2 spliceosome; Prp19 complex; U2-type catalytic step 1 spliceosome. The transcript has 11 exons. The record is from RefSeq and is a predicted model, not a curated record. NCBI's taxonomy places the organism in Eukaryota, Metazoa, Chordata, Actinopteri, Perciformes, Nototheniidae. Bases 45 to 1328 code for a protein of 427 amino acids. Gene Ontology annotation, molecular function: metal ion binding; U6 snRNA binding; pre-mRNA binding.